UUUUGUAUACAUUCUAUAUUAUUAAUUUUGUUCCCAUUUACGUAUCGCUGCUACCAUGUAUAUAAUAAACGAAAUGGAAAGCGCGUAGUAAUGGAACCUAUUGAAAUCAGUCGGAGCUAUAUCAAAUGCAAUGUAGUUUAUAUGAGUUAGGACUGUUUACAACUACACAAAAAAUAUCAAAUUGAUAUAAAACUUUAAUUUAUUGCAUUCACAGGAAACAUUGUAUUAUAUUAUAUUGAGCAAUGUCGUUGGAGAAAAUAUAAAAUGCAGAAAAUUAGAAGAGAAAAAGUGAAUCAAGCCAUUGAGUUACUUUGGUCAGAAAAACAAGAAAGGACAACAAGGAAAAGAAAAAUAGAAGAAGCAGAAAAAGCUCAGGAUGUAUCUGCGCAAUGUAAAAUUAUGCAUUGUUAUAAAAGAAGCGAAAGGCAGUAUUCCAUGUGUUUUUCAAAACACAGAAUUCUUUCUGAAAUGAAGUCACAUGUUACUCAAAAAAAUUGGAGUACUGUUAGAAAUUUAUUUUUAUUAUUACUUCAUUUCUCUAUAGAUCUAGAACCAUUGAUAUGGCGUUACAAUUUUAUAUUAACAUUAUAUAGUAAUAUUGAUAACUUAUCUAAUGUUUCUCAAUUUUUUCAAAUGUGUAUUGGUUGUCUUCAUUCUGACAGAGAUUUAAUGUUACAAAAUUUAUUGCUUUUAUCACAUAAUAAAAAAUGAACUUCCAUAUGUUUUA
Megachile rotundata (alfalfa leafcutting bee) is the source of this 727-nucleotide messenger RNA. RefSeq lists its product as uncharacterized. The record is from RefSeq and is a predicted model, not a curated record. NCBI's taxonomy places the organism in Eukaryota, Metazoa, Arthropoda, Insecta, Hymenoptera, Megachilidae.